Molecule: messenger RNA, 4967 nt
Organism: Orbicella faveolata
Lineage: Eukaryota; Metazoa; Cnidaria; Anthozoa; Scleractinia; Merulinidae
Source: RefSeq, a predicted model, not a curated record
CCGAGACAGCAUUUUCUGCUUCCAGCACAGGUGGCUUCGAGUACUAGUGGGUUUUACUGAAGCAAUAUUUUAUAGUACUAAUUACUUUUUCUCCCACGUUUAAUUAUAAAUUUAAACCAAUAUUCAUUCACUUACGUCAAAAUCGAACAGUGCUUCUAUAUUUCAAUUGAACAUUAGUUUACGGUUUUAUUACAAUCCCAUCUGAAACAAGGAUUAAAAAAUUGAUUUAUGUUACUAUCAGUACACACAACUUUAAGCGUAUCUGAUUGAUUACCGGCGAAAACAUAUAGACUUACUCCGGCUACACUAUACAUUUUAGAAUUACAGCCUGUCGUAAGCUUGGGAAUAAUGUUAAUAUAAUAUCGCUGAUCGAAUUAAAAAAAGUUUUCAGGGCAUCGGAGCAACUCACGUCCAAAGGAAACCUCAAAGUAGUUGACGUGAGAACUUCGAGAAUUCACUGAACUUAGCUAAUAUAUAUCCAAAUAUUGACUUUCAGCUGAGUCAGGUUUACCCCAAUCGAUCAAAGUGCAGUAAAUUAAUUAAAUACGUCCAAGAUUACCUCGUUGACUAAAAUAAUGUUCAAGUGUCUGUAAAACUCCAAAAAUGACGGGUUUCAGCCAAGGAAGAUCACAGUUCAACAGAUUACGGCAGAACAGAGUGAGACAUGAAGUUGGUGCAAGUACUUCGGGGCAUUAUCUUCUUCACUGCAGUUGUCUCACGUGCUGCUGUGAGUGCUGAAGAAGAAAGGCUUACGCCUGACGAAGAACUCGGCGUGGUGAAUAACACCGAAGAGGUUGAAGAAGUCGAGAAGCCAUCGUUCGACGAUGCAGUGGAUAUACAAGAAGAUAUAGCGAAAAGAUCGCCGCGGUUUAGACCAAGAUCUUAUCAACUCCUGGGUAAGUGCCCAUAUGGCAUGCGCAAGAGCCCUCGCUGUUGCGGUGGUAAAUGGAUUGACGACCCGUCAGUCAGAACGUGCUGUCGUGACCGCAUCAUUUUGACGAGCCUGGCCCCAUUCUGCAAACGCAUGUCUAAAUGUGGUCGUUACUCGCUGUACAACCGUAAAUAUCAGAGGUGCUGUAAAGUCCAAGUGAUUCCCAGAAGCGUCAAGUGUGAACGGCUGCGCUGUAAAAAAGAACGCUACUACCUUUUUAAUGAGCAAUGCUGCAACGGCAGAGUCAUCUACAAACACGUGCCGUGCAAUCUGUUCCCAACGCACUGUGGUGGGGUAAGCUAUGAUCCAAGUUUUCAGAAGUGUUGUUCUAAUCGGGUGGUACCGAGACAUAUUCCCUGUCUGACUGGAGUGCCUUGUGGACAUGCUUUCUACAAUCCUCAGCUCCAACAAUGUUGCAGCGGUAAAGUCAUCCCCAGACACGUGCCGUGCAAUCUGUUCCCAGCGCCGUGUGGUGACAGUCCUCACUGUUGCGGAGGUAAAUUGAUCGACGACCCUUUAACCAAAACAUGCUGUCGUGACCGCAUCAUUUUGACAAGCCUUGCCCCAUUCUGCAAACGCAUGUCUAAAUGUGGUCGUUACUCGCUGUACAACCGUAAAUAUCAGAAAUGCUGUAAAGGCCACGUGAUUCCCAGAACCGUCAAGUGUGAACGGUUACGCUGCAAACGAGAGCGCUACUACCCUUUCAAUGAGCAAUGCUGCAACGGUAAAGUCAUCUCCAAACACGUGCCGUGCAAUCCUUUCCCAAUGCAGUGUGGUGGGGUUAGCUAUGAUCCAACCUUUCAGAAGUGUUGUUCUAAUCGGGUGGUGUCGAGACAUAUUCCCUGUCCGGCUGGAGUGCCUUGUGGACAUGCUUUCUACGAUCCUCAACGCCAACAAUGUUGCAAGGGACAAGUGCUCCCUAGAUUCGCACCAUGCAUCCCGUUCAAGUGUGGCGGACAUAACUACAACCCAAAGACUCAUCAAUGCUGCAACGGACAAAUUUUCCCCAGGUUCCAGAGGUGUCCCGUCCCAGGCCCUCACCAUCAAUUUUGUGGGAGCAAUUUCAUCAAUCCUUUUUUCCAACGAUGUUGCUAUGGAAACGCCGUGGCUCCCUUAAGAUCAACAUGUCAAAGGUGUGGUGCCUCGUUGUACGUCCCAUUCGGCUUCCGCUGUUGCCAUGGAACCCAAGUUCUUCCUGCAUCUGUUCGGUGUGCUGUUUUUGGAUAAAGAACUCUAGACCUCCAACUUAGGUCUCUUCAUGUCCAUCAGACUGCAUGGUUAUGUAUAUGUAUGUUACGCACGUUGAUUUCAAUAGGAUGAGUAAUCAAAGGGACACUGUCAUGAUAUAUUGGCUUAAAACUGUUAUAAAUUCACGAAAUGGUCCCUAAAUUUAAGCAAUAAGAAUUUAAUUAGCACUAACUAAAUGAUUGAAAGCAAUUUCUUGAAAAAAGUCCACACUGCAGCAACAUUUUUUUCAAAAUUUCAACGAUUUUCAAGCCAAACAUGAACCUUUGAAAAACUGACAUCCUGACGCUUUUUGAAAAAUCCAUAUCGCAAUCUGUUUCCAUCCUCGCCAUCGUUAGCCAUCCUCACUUCGUAAUGGGUUCCAAUCAUUUGCUGAGUACUGCUCUACAAAGUAAGACCAUUAUUUUUCAGCUUCCAAAGAUCGAAAUAUGAGAUUUACAAAAUCAUGCUAAAAAUGGUAAGAGUGUCCCUUUAAUGGCUAUUAAUUAAAUAAUGGAUUUUAAUACAAUUACAAUGAAAUGUACAUCAAUAAUACAAGCUUAUCAUUAUUAAUACAGGCUCGGUUGAUAAACGAUUUAUUAUAUCGGAUAAAAAACAGAUUUCUUUCUUGAGGGACACAACACAGGAUCCCGAGAGGGCAAUUGCCCACUCGGAUAGCCAAUGAACUGAUGAUUUUUUUUAACAUUUAGGUACACAUUUUUACCUCAACAAAAUCAAAAAGAGCAUUCAUUUAAAAGGUUUCUUUCAGUUUCUAUUGCAAUAGUUUAUUGUUUAAACAGCCAUAAUAUUACAAUGAUAACAUGAUGCUUACGGACCUACUCAUUUUUUUUUUUUUUUUUUUUUCAUUGCCUACUAUAUUAGUUAUGCGGACAAAAGUCAGUUUUACCAAGAAAAUGUGAACCUAAAAUUAACAUUGUAGGACCAUUCCUACAAUGUUAAUUUGCGGCAGGGCCAUUCUAAGGGAAAGACCAAAAGGUUUUUCAAAUAACCUUACAUUGGCCCCUUUUCCCUUUUAGCGCAGCGUAAAAUCAAAAUCAUCGCUAAGAAAUAUUGUAAGGAUUUAGACAUUAGGUUAGCCUUCUCUUCCCAUAAGUUAAGUAACAUGUAUAGUGUGAACGACUCGAUCCCUUAUGCGCUCCGUUCCCAGGUGGCUUACAAAUUCACACGUGCAGGAUGUCAUACCUGUUAUGUCGCUGAAACCAGUAAGAUAUUUUGGCAUCAGGGUUCGCGAGCACUUACUCUCGGAUCGCAAUUCCCAUAUCUAUAAACUUCUUCAGGGUUCUGAGUCGUGUAAGAAUCUACGCUCUUUUAAUUGUUUUCCAUCUUAGACUCAGCUCUUACUAAUUUCUAACUUAAGAUCAAAGAAGCCCUUCACAUUGAACGGGAAAGACCAGCGUUGAAUAAACAAAACUCUUACAUUUUAAUUUAACUGUAACUUUUUCACUAUUUGAACUAUUAUUCUACAUUUUGUAAUUUACACCUGCUUGUUACCUACUUUAUAUAAAGUCACUCACUUGUAAACAUCCUUUAACUGAAGAUGGAUAUUGAGUAUCCGAAACAUGUCUUGCAAAUUUAAACGGUGUGUCGUCUUCUUUAAAUGUUUGAUUUCAAUCUUACUGCUACGAAAAUUUGGCAAUAUUGUAUGUAUGACAAACAAUUGUCUGUCAACCAUGCUUAAACAAGGCCACAAUUUUCCUUUGCAAUCUCUCUAAGUCAGACGUAACUUUUUACGAUGUAACUCUGACACCUGUUAGGCUUAAUUGUUUUCUUUUUCCUAUGGCUAUUGUAAGUGUAAACUUAGAAAUACCUGGCUAAAUUGUUGCUGAUAUAAACAUAUAUGUUGUGCCACUCAAAAUAAAAAGUCUCGAACUUCAUUGUAUGCUUUACGAAAAGUAGCAAACAUGGAAAAAGGAGGCGUUACGUCUGUUUCGGAAUCUGGUUGUGAUUUUCUUCUUCUGAAGAAAGUCUUGCUUCUCAAGGUUGCUCAAGGUUCUUGUGUGUAAGGGACUUUGAUUACUGGACUCCUAAUAGGGGUGGCCGUGUAAAAGGUGGCCGUUUAAUAGGGUUUCUAUCGCAAUGUUGUUUUUCAAUGACAUGAUCUUCUGCUUUGCUUUUGAGCCAAACAGUUGGUAUUUGCACUUUAGAGGAACAACCAAAAGGCUAGUUUCCAUCAUCCUCGGAGACCCAGGGGCAGCUAGUCGGAAAGACGCGAUAGUUUCCGAAAAUAUCGCGUUGUCCCGUCUAGCUGACCCUGGGUCUCCGAGGAUGGGUUUCCAUAGGAGCGCUGUAGUCGCUACGAUCACCGUUGUGGCAACGAUCACUGGAGAGUUGUUUCUCUGUGAUCUAAACUUUCGCUGAACUUUUUUGCAGCCAUCGUAAAAUAGUGGCUAUGAGUCGUGUAAAAUACAAUCACUGCCGAAUAAAAAAAGCUAAAUAUUGUAUCUCAGAAGAUAUAACAGCUGAUUUCAUCUCACCAAGAUUCAUCUGACCGUUUCAAUUCAAUACUCUUACUUUACUAAAAGAGUGGCAUGUUGUUUUUGUUCAUGGACUUUCCAGUAACUGGAGUAAGUAAGGAACUGAACAAUAAACUUAAAGUGGUACUAUGAUCAAAUUUUUACCCAUUGAUAUUUUAGGUGUAUCAGACACGUAGAAUUCCAUGAAAGAAUAAAAACGCCGUUUACCGUUUGCAAAUAUCUGCAUUAGUUCCGGAAUAUCUGCAUUAGUUCCCGAAUUCUCGUUUCGCCUUCUUAUUAUCCCGCAUUCCGCAGAAAUAACACACAAUGUUUCUCAA